Molecule: messenger RNA, 1417 nt
Organism: Diuraphis noxia (Russian wheat aphid)
Lineage: Eukaryota; Metazoa; Arthropoda; Insecta; Hemiptera; Aphididae
Gene: mRpS9
Product: mitochondrial ribosomal protein S9
Biological process (GO): translation
Cellular component (GO): ribosome; mitochondrial small ribosomal subunit
Molecular function (GO): RNA binding; structural constituent of ribosome
Source: RefSeq, a predicted model, not a curated record
UUAUUAUUUUAAUUUUAGUGGGUUUAGCUUCAUCUGUUGAUUAAUACAUUAAUACAUUACUUCUAAUGUAUUUAAUUUUAAAUUUUUCAUUAUGUGUCUUUCUUACGUCAAUAAUUAGUCUAAUUUAGUAAUAGAGAUAAUUAUUGAGUACGAUCUUAACAUGAUGGCAUUACAACGUUUAUUUAAUAAUCUAGCCAUAAGCAAAUUAAAUACUCCAAAAAUACUAUCAAAUUUUGUACCUAGAUGUACAUAUGGUUUAAACAAUGUUGGGAGUGAUGACCCAGAUGUUGAAAUUAUUGAAAAGAAAAUUGUAGAAGAAAAAACUAGUUUAGCUAUGAGAGCAUAUCUUCAAAGAGCUACACAAUACAAUAACUUUAUGGAACAGCAAACACAUGAAUACAAUGUUGGAAAACGUCAUUUAGCUAAUAUGAUGGGCGUUGAUCCAGAAACAUUUACACAAGCAGAUAUUGACGUUGCUAUCGAUUAUUUGUUUCCUUCUGGUUUAUAUGAUCCAAAAGCAAGACCUUUAAUGAAACCCCCAAGUGAAGUAUUUCCACCAAAAAAAGAUGCUGAGUUUGAUGAGUCUGGACGUCCAUUUCAUGUAUUUUUUUAUACUGGAAAACCAAAUUUUUACCUAAUUUUACAUAAUAUUKCUACUAAAUUGUCAGAAUUAAAUAAGUUUGAAGAUAGUUUGAGAAAAAACAAUAUACUUCCAGAUCCUGAUAAAAAACUUACAUCAUUAGGAAGUCAAUGGCUAUCUAAAGAAGAUUUGGAAAAAUUAACCGUUGAAAAACUAUCUGAUCACGAAUACAAAAAUUUUGUAAUUGCAAUUGAGCGUUUGUUAAAACAUCCAUGUUCAUACCAGUCUGGGGAAUUUAUUUCUGAUUAUCAAAAACCAAUGAUAUCUACUAAGGCUAUUAUUGAAUCAGUGCCUGUUGAAUAYACAAAAGAUGGGAGGGCUUUUGUUACUGUUAAAGAUUGCCCUAGAAAAGAUGCUAGAGCUGAUGUCACAGUUUAUUAUCCAGGAACAGGCAAGCUGUCAAUAAAUGGAAAAGGAAUUGAAUUCUUCGAUGAUAUACAAGCCCGGGAACAGAUACUAUUCCCGUUAUUAUUUACGGAUAUGGUUGACAAAGUCGAUAUUCAUGCAACAGUCAGGGGUGGAGGAGUUUCAGGUAAAGCUGGUGCAAUUCGUUUCGGUAUUUCUUGGAGUUUGCGUUCUUUUGUGGACCCUGAAACAGUAGAACGCAUGCGUAUUGCUGGUCUAUUGCAAAAAGACUAUAGGAGAAGAGAAAGGAAAAAGCCUGGUCAAGCAAGAGCUAGAAGGAAGUUUACUUGGAAGAAGCGUUAAAAUCUUAAUUUAUUGCAGUUAUGUAAAUAUAAUAUAAUGAUGAAUUAAAAUAAACUAGAUUUUUCGUAU